Symbiodinium natans is the source of this 483-nucleotide messenger RNA. Lineage: Eukaryota; Dinophyceae; Suessiales; Symbiodiniaceae. The record is from the annotation of a GenBank genome assembly.
AUGGGCAAAGGCGAUGGCAAGUGGGGCAAGAAGGGCGACGGGCUUGGGCCGGGCAUGGGUCCAAUGGGCCCUGGUGCCCCAGGCGCCUGGAAAGGUCUUGCCAAAUGGGGUGGCAAAGGUGAUCGCAGCGAGAAGGGGAAUUGGAUCUCCCAGCCCGAGGAUGGGCCAGAGUUAAAACGGCCGCGGAUGGAUGCCAUGGGCCCCGCGUUCUCCUUGAAAGGCAAGGAUGGAGGGAAGGGCAAAGGCUUGGCACCUGGCUUGGGUGGCUUCAGUGGCAAGGGCGAGGACGCCACCGGUGGCAAAGGAGACUUAGAUCACAUUGGCCCCAUGUGCCACUCCAAGCCUCAUCUAAGGCCUUGCUGGCAAGGGGCCGGGCCCUCGAGACUCCCUGCGACUGCACGCACCAUCACUGUUGCACCACGAGAUGAGAGCAGCACCCGCCAGAGGCUGAUGCCGGGCGUGCUACCGCCCGCCCCCCUGUAG